AUUUAUUAUCUGUGCGUGGUGUCAAGUUGGUCGUGUCGUGUUCGUGUUGUUUACUCAUAAUUUACGUAAAUAUUUUGUGCUCAAAAAUAGUGAUAUUUCUACAAAACAACAUAAAAAGCUGUGAAUUUAACCUCAUAAACCCUAAAAAACUAGUAUAAUGCUGUGAUAACACCCAAUUUCUUAAGUUAAAAAGACUCAAAACUUUUCAUUGUGUAACCUCGGAAAUUUAUCAAUAAGAUGGGUGGAAAGGCUGAAAAAGGUACUCCAAAGUACAUUGCGAACAAGAUAAAGGCUAAGGGCUUGCAGAAAUUGCGAUGGUACUGCCAGAUGUGCCAGAAACAGUGCCGAGACGAGAAUGGAUUCAAAUGCCAUACUAUGUCGGAAUCACAUCAAAGGCAGCUGCUACUGUUCGCUGAUAACGCCAAUAAGUACAUAGAUGAAUUCUCCAAGGAGUUCGCUGAUGGGUAUUUGGAACUCCUUCAUCGUCAGUUCGGUACGAAAAGAGUUAAUGCGAAUAAAGUGUAUCAGGAGUACAUUUCUCAUAGAGACCAUCUCCACAUGAACGCUACACAAUGGGAAACUUUAACGGAGUUUGUGAAAUGGUUGGGUCGUGAGGGCAAGUGUGUUGUCGAUGAAACGGAGAAGGGAUGGUUUGUGGCGUACAUAGACAGGGAUCCGGCUGCGAUAGCCGCGCUGGAGGCUAAGGCUAAGAAGGAGAAGAUGGAUAAGGAUGAUCAGGAAAGAAUGCUAGAAUUCAUACAGAAACAGGUAGAACGUGGGAAGAAGCAGGGUGCUUCUGACGGGCCGUCGUACUCCGAGUUCAAGAGGGAGAGCAGCCAGGAGAAGGUGGUGUUGAGCUUGAGUUUGAAGAGGAAGGCUGAAGAAAAGAAAGCAGAACCGUUACCAGUUUCAGCUCUCAAACUAAAAGGCAAAGAAGAAAGUUCCAAGAAGCAGAAGAUAGAAGAGAGUAAAAGUAAGCAAUCGGCUUUAGACGAGAUCAUUAAGAUGCAGGAACAAGCCAAGGAGAGAGCUAACAGGAAAGACUACUGGCUCUGCGAAGGUAUUGUAGUGAAAAUAACGACGAAAUCUUUAGGCGACAAGUUUUACAAGAAGAAGGCGGUUGUUGAGAAAGUGGUCGACAAGUACUGCGCGCAUGUCAAGCUUACUGAUGAAAAUACCAGGAUUAAGCUGGAUCAGAAUCACCUAGAGACCGUGAUCCCGUCGACGGGCCGGUCCGUCCGUUUCGUGAACGGCGCGUACCGCGGCGCUACCGGACAACUAAGGGAGAUAGACAUUGAUAACUAUUGCUGCGAUGUUGAGAUUUCCGAAGGACCUCUAACCGGUCGUGUAGUGAAAGGUGUUCAAUACGAAGAUAUCAGCAAGCUAGCGACGUGACAAGACCAACAUAUGUAACUUUAGCUCCUAAGGGGUAGACAGAUGUGUAUAUAUAGGGUGGCUGGUAAUUAGUGAACGAUAUUUAAACACAUGAUUGUACUCAUAAUUACAAACAACUUUCUCAAAGAAACUUUUUUGUAUACUCAUUAGUUUUAUUUUUAUCACAAUGACAAAACAACUAAAUUUCGCGC
Messenger RNA from Spodoptera frugiperda (fall armyworm), 1586 nucleotides. It is a transcript of the gene kin17, whose product is annotated as DNA/RNA-binding protein KIN17. Gene Ontology annotation, cellular component: nucleus. The coding region runs from base 238 to 1395 and encodes 385 amino acids. Gene Ontology annotation, molecular function: double-stranded DNA binding. The record is from RefSeq and is a predicted model, not a curated record. NCBI's taxonomy places the organism in Eukaryota, Metazoa, Arthropoda, Insecta, Lepidoptera, Noctuidae. The transcript is spliced from 7 exons. Gene Ontology annotation, biological process: DNA damage response; DNA replication.